Molecule: messenger RNA, 921 nt
Organism: Arachis stenosperma
Lineage: Eukaryota; Viridiplantae; Streptophyta; Magnoliopsida; Fabales; Fabaceae
Exons: 5
Coding region: 1-921 (306 amino acids)
Source: RefSeq, a predicted model, not a curated record
AUGGCCAAAAGGAUUGACAGCCUUCAAGUAGCAGCUGUGAACACAAGCCAACCAUCAACUGUAUGGGUGCAGAAUGAAGAAAGCCAAGAAGAGCAACAACAGGAACAAGUGCAGUACAUGCAUAACCAAAACUCUGGACAGAAUGAAGUUUAUGACAAGUUGUGGAAACAUCAAGAAAUGACGGCCAAAAAUCAAGAAGCUUCCAUCAAGAACAUGGAAAGACAAAUAGGCCAGCUCUCUAAACACUUUGCAACAGAGAGGCCAUCAAGUUCCCUACCAAGUGACACAAUUCCAAAUUCUAAGGAAGAGUGUAAGGCGAUACAGUUAAGGAGUGGGAGAACAUUGGUGAGCAACAAUGACACUACAAGGAAACAAGUGGAGAGCAGCAAAAAGCCAACAAAUGCAGAGGAAGCCAAUGAUCAAGAUAUGGUGCCAAACAAGAACACGGAGAACCCCAAAGAAGAAGAAGCGAUUCAAGGACAACAGAAAAAAGAGAAGAGCAUCACCCCUCCACUGCCAUAUCCACAGAGGUUAAACAAAGAAACCAAAGAUCAACACUUCCGCAAAUUCUUGGAAACCUUCAAGAAGGGCAAGCAUAAAUCUGAUUCCAUCCUCUUUGGUGAAAAAGCUUGGCAUAGAGAAGAAGAAGAAGGAAACAAUUCGAUUAUCUUGGGAAGGCCAUUUCUAGCUACUGCCAGAGCCAUCAUAGAUGUAGAGCAAGGAGAACUAACUCUCAGGAUGCAUGAGGAAAGCAUUACUCUGAAAGUGUUUCCAGAGCAACAAAAUUCUGAAGAAAGAAGCCAAGUAAUCAAUGACUGUUUUCCAGAGCAAACAACCAUCAACACAGUAGAACAAAAGGAUGAGCAGGUGGUCAAAAGAAUAUUCAAUGAAAGGGACAAGGCAAGGAAAGACAUAGCAUGA